Molecule: messenger RNA, 2616 nt
Organism: Aaosphaeria arxii CBS 175.79
Lineage: Eukaryota; Fungi; Ascomycota; Dothideomycetes; Pleosporales
Product: Coatomer, beta' subunit
Exons: 9
Coding region: 1-2616 (871 amino acids)
Biological process (GO): intra-Golgi vesicle-mediated transport; retrograde vesicle-mediated transport, Golgi to endoplasmic reticulum; endoplasmic reticulum to Golgi vesicle-mediated transport
Cellular component (GO): COPI vesicle coat
Molecular function (GO): structural molecule activity; protein binding
Source: RefSeq, a predicted model, not a curated record
AUGCGUUUGGACGUGAAGAGACAGCUCUUUGCGCGAUCGGAGCGAGUCAAAGGAAUUGACUUCCAUCCGACCGAGCCAUGGAUCCUCACUACACUCUAUAGCGGUCAUGUCCACAUCUGGUCAUACAUUUCCCAAUCGAUCGUAAAAACCUUCGAGCUCACCGAUGUGCCCGUCCGUGCCGGUCGAUUCAUUGCUAGAAAGAAUUGGAUUGUUGCUGGUUCCGAUGAUUUCCAAUUGCGUGUCUACAACUACAACACCUCUGAGAAGGUGACGUCCUUCGAGGCGCAUCCGGACUACAUCCGUGCAAUCGCCGUACACCCUACACAGUCAUUUGUCUUGACCGCUAGUGAUGACAUGACCAUCAAAUUGUGGGAUUGGGACAAGGCAUGGAAGUGCGUCCAGGUAUUCGAAGGCCACGGCCACUAUGUCAUGGGCAUCGCCAUAAACCCCAAGGAUCCUAACACGUUCGCAUCGGCAUGUCUUGAUCGCACAGUCAAGAUCUGGUCCCUGGGCAGCGCAACCCCCAACUUCACCCUCGAAGCGCACGAAGCCAAGGGUGUGAACUUCAUCGACUACUAUCCUCAAUCGGACAAGCCAUACCUUCUCACAACCUCCGAUGACCGCACAGUCAAGGUCUGGGACUACACGACGAAAGCACUCAUCGCGACGCUCGAAGGCCACACUUCGAAUGUGAGCUUCGCGGUAUAUCACCCCGAGUUGCCUGUGAUAAUAUCUGGUUCCGAGGAUGGCACUAUCAAGAUCUGGCAUUCGUCCACCUAUAGAUUGGAGCAGUCCCUGAAUUAUGGUCUGGAGCGAGCCUGGUGUGUGGCCUACCAAAAGGGCAAGAAUGGAGUUGCUCUCGGUUUCGAUGAUGGAGCUGUGGUCAUCUCCAUGGGUCGGGAGGAACCCGCUGUGAGCAUGGACACAACUGGCAAGGUUCUGUGGGCAAGGCACAACGACAUCCUUACCGCCGUGAUCAAGGGCAACGAGAAGCUGAAGGAUGCCGAGCGUCUGACCCUUCCGACCAAAGAUCUUGGAUCCACCGAGAUAUACCCCCAAUCGCUGCUCCACUCUCCCAAAGGACGUUUCGUGGCAGUCUGUGGUGACGGCGAAUACAUCAUUUACACGGCACUCGCCCUUCGUAACCAGGCCUUUGGCUCCGCACUGGACUUUGCGUGGGCCUCGGCGGAGCAUGACAAGGAUUAUGCCAUUCGGGAAUCAGCCACGAGUGUGAAGACCUUCAGGAAUUUCAAGGAGCGAAGCGUUCUCAAUGUUGGAUUCUCGGCGGACGGUUUGAGCGGCGGUAUUCUCCUUGGUGUUAAGGGACAGGGUGGCAUUGGUUUCUUCGACUGGGACAGUGGUGCGCUCGUCCGAAGGAUAGAAGUCGAACCGAAGAACGUGUACUGGUCCGAAAGUGGCGAGCUCGUCACACUCGCCACCGAGGAUACCUUUUACGUUCUCCGGUAUUCAAGAGAGAAUUACCUUGAAGCCGUUCAGAAUGGCGAGGUCGACGAAGAUGGCGCCGAAUCCGCUUUCGAAGUUGUUUGCGAUAUCAACGAGAGUGUCCGAACUGGCACAUGGGUUGGCGACUGCUUCAUCUACACCAACAGCACCAACCGCCUUAAUUACCUUGUAGGUGACCAAACCUACACCAUCUCCCACUUCGACGCACCGCACUAUCUUCUUGGAUACCUUCCUCGUGAUUCAAGAAUCUACGUUGCCGACAAGGACGUCAACGUCGUUUCUUUUGCCCUUUCCCUCGCCGUUGUCGAGUACCAAACACUUGUUCUACGCGGUGAUCUUGAGGCCGCCGAAGAGAUUCUGCCUUCCGUACCUAAAGACCAGAACAACAAGAUCGCACGCUUCUUGGAAGGCCAAGGCUACAAGGAGCUUGCGCUCAAGGUUGCGACUGACCCUGAGCAUCGCUUUGAUCUAGCUCUGUCACUGGGUGAUCUCGAGCAAGCUGUCGAGAUUGCCCGAGAGCAAGAUACUGAGCACAAGUGGAAGACUGUCGGCGAUGCUGCUCUCUCAGGAUGGGACAUUAAGCUCGCCCAGGAGUGCUUUGUCAAAGCAAAGGAUCUGGGAUCUCUUCUACUCGUCUACUCGGCUACCUCUGACGCGGCUGGACUUCGAGAACUUGCACAGCUUGCGGAAUCCGCCACAGCAAACAACGUUGCUUUCUCUGCCCUCUGGCAAGUUGGGGAUGUCCAAGGCUGCAUUGACCUAUUGGUCAAGACAAAUCGCCUUGCGGAGGCAGUCCUUUUCUCACAAACGUACAAGCCGAGCGCUACUGCUUCGCUAGUGAAGCAAUGGAAAACGAGUCUCGAGAAGGACAACAAAUCCAAAGUCAGCAGGCUUCUAGGAACACCCCCGCAAGACGGCGAGGGAGAUGCGGAGAUGUUCCCCGAGUGGGACGAAUACCUUCGCCUGGAAAGAGAAGGAGGCACAGUAGAUGACCUUGUUGAUAUCAAAGAAGAGCCUGCUGAUGAUGCUGAUGAAGAGAUUGUUGCGGAUGAAGACGAGGAGGAAGAGGAUGAUGAUGAGGAGGAAGAUGAUGACGAGGACGAUGAGGAUGAAGAGGAGGACGAGGAGGAGACGACCGCAAAGAAGGCAUAA